Phascolarctos cinereus (koala) is the source of this 2403-nucleotide messenger RNA. NCBI's taxonomy places the organism in Eukaryota, Metazoa, Chordata, Mammalia, Diprotodontia, Phascolarctidae. The record is from RefSeq and is a predicted model, not a curated record.
GCAGCAGCAGCCAGCACCAUUUACCACCCAAUUCCUUAUCAUUACCUCUCCUUAUCCCUAGGCCAUAAGAUUUCUUGUCUUCUCAAUUUUUUUUUUGGUCUUUUAAAUUUAUUUUUAACCACUACACCAUCACUUACUUAAGUGAUUCUGAGACUGUUCAGUUUCCAGGAUGACAAUCAAACAUCAAGGCCAGCAGUACAGGCCAAGAAUGGCAUUCCUCAGAAAGAUUGAGGACUUGGUGAAGGAGAUGCAGAACCCAGAGACGGGAAUCAGAAUGCAAAGCCAGAGGGUCAUGAUCACUAACAUCCCUCAUGCAAUGACAGGAAAUGAUAUCUUACAAUGGAUUGCCCAGCGGCUUUGGAUUGGCAACAUAGAGGCACAGAACUUGGGAAAUUUCAUUGUCAAGUAUGGCUACAUUUACCCCCUGCAGGACCCCAAGAAUCUUAUCCUCAAACCUGAGAGCAACAGUCUUUACCGAUUUCAGACACCCUAUUUCUGGCCCACUCAGCAGUGGUCAGCUGAAGACACAGACUAUGCCAUCUAUCUAGCCAAGAGAAAUAUCAAGAAGAGAGGAAUUUUAGAAGAAUACGAAAAGGAAAAUUACAGCUUUUUGAACAAAAAGAUUAACCAUAAAUGGGACUUUGUCAUCAUGCAGGCCAAAGAGCAGUACAAAACUGGAAAGGAAAGGAAGAAAGCAGACCGGUAUGCCUUGGAUUGCCAAGAAAAAGCUUAUUGGCUGGUCCACCGAUGCCCUCCGGGAACAGACAACGUCCUUGACUAUGGCCUAAAUCGAGUGACCAAUCCAAAUGAAGAUAAGAAAAUAACAAUUGCCUUGGUCAGAAAAGAGAACAUGUACUACCAACAGGCUUUAAUGAGAUCUACAGUGAAAUCAUCAGUCUCUCUUGGAGGAAUUGUGAAGUACAGUGAACAGUUCUCUUCCAAUGAUCCUAUCAUGUCAGGAUGUCUCCCUAGCAACCCCUGGAUAACUGAUGAUACUCAGUUCUGGGAGCUAAAUGCCAAAUUGGUGGAGAUCCCAACCAAAAUGAGGGUGGAACGUUGGGCUUUUAACUUCAGUGAACUGAUCCGAGAUCCCAAGGGACGACAGAGUUUCCAGUUUUUUCUGAAGAAAGAAUUCAGUGGGGAGAAUCUGGGAUUCUGGGAAGCUUGUGAAGAUUUGAAGUAUGGAGAUCAGUCCAAGGUCAAAGAGAAGGCCCAGGAAAUUUACAAGCUUUUUCUGGCUCCAGGAGCAAGGCGGUGGAUUAAUAUAGAUGGCAAAACCAUGGACAUCACAGUCAAAGGGCUGAAACACCCUCAUCGCUAUGUUCUUGAUGCUGCUCAAACUCACAUCUAUAUGCUCAUGAAAAAGGAUUCUUAUGCUCGAUACUUAAAGUCUCCAAUCUACAAGGAAAUGCUGGCUAAAGCCAUUGAACCUCAGGAGACAUCCAGGAGAAGUAGCAGUCUCCCAUUCAGGAGGCGUCAUCUCCGGUCCAGCCCAAGCCCUGUCAUCCUUCGGCAGCUGGAGGAAGAGGCCAAAGCUCGAGAAGCAGCCAACACGGUGGACAUCACCCAGGUCAUGAGCAAACUGGAUCGGAGGAGCCAACUCAAAAAGGAAAUUCCUCCUAAAUAAACUAAUAGGUCCUGGCAGGGCAGAGGAAGAGGCGGGGGAAAAGGGUCUUCAAAGGGGCAGGGAAACUAAAGAAAGUAACUGAACUGAAAUCCAGGGCACACAUUAUUCCAUUUCCCAUCCUCAGUGGGCUCUCUUCCUUCCCAGGUCCUUCCUCUCCCAUUGGCUGAGGACCACCACUAGUAUCACUAGGGCAACCAAAGCUAAUUUCCCCAUCCUUAUUUCAUAAAGUAGAAGAAGUAGAGGAUGAAAAGCUUGGAAAUGGAGGAGACAUCUGACUCACAAUUACCAUGUAACAGCUUUUGUUAAGUUCUGGAAUGUAGGAAGUAAGAGAACUAGGAUACUUUGAGUGGUAUUUCAAUUAGAGAACCAUAGAAAUGGAAUCAUCCCUUCUUUCAAGCUUAGCUAUCUUAAGAACAUUAGUUAAAAAGUAAAACUGAAAUGUCCCUCACUCCUCCUAUCAUUUCACUUGAUGCUCUGCUAGAAUGAGAUUAUUAAAGUAGUUUAGGGGCAAGGGUGGGGGUAGUUGAGGGGUUCAGCAGUUGCUUUCUUUUUUGUCCCACUCACCCAGGGCUGUCUAACCCCUCCAGGUCUAGAUGAGCCAUUCUUUGUCCACACACUUUUUAAUUCAUUUCAACAAGCUUCUAUUAAAGGUCUACCAUGCACAAGGGAGAGAGGGAGGACGGGGAUAGGCAUUUAUAUUGCACCUGUUAUGUGCCAGGCACAGUGCUAGGUACUUUACAAACAUUAUCUUAUUUGAGCCUCACAACUACCCUGCA